UGUAACUGAGGGACUAGUCAUCAUGCCAUCCAUUAAUAAACAGGGCAGACAAAUCUACCUCAGUGCAGCUCCAGAAUCAGCAAAGCAUCUGAAGGUCCACCUUGAGAUUUUCCCAAUAAAUGAAGAUGAACGAGAUGUUCCUCACCCUUUUAAUGGUCUUCUGCUUUGCAAUGGGAAUGGCCAAUCGUGUGUACGUCCACCCCUUUAACCUCUUUAGCACAGAAAACAUUAGCUGUGAGGUUAUCCAGAAUGAGGACCACAAGCGCUUGGAAACUGUCCAUCCACUGACUCCUCUUCAAGACAGCAUUGAACCAGACCCACGACCUGAUAGCACCAUAGAGAACCUGAGAAACCUCACCCAACGGACUGCUGUACUAGCAGAACUGCAAAACUCCCUUGGAAUACGCAUGUACCAGGCACUAAGUCGUACACAGAAGCAUGCUAACACACUACUAUCACCGUUAAAUGCCUUUGGUGCGUUGGUGACACUCUACCUGGGAGCAUCCAAAAAGACUGCCAUUUCCUACCAACAGUUGUUAGGACUCAGCUUGGAGUCUGAAAAGCCAGACUGUGCAUACUUUAUGGAUGGACACACAGUGUUGCGUACACUCCAGGCCAUCAGUUCACAUGUAGAUGAAUCGCGAAAUGAGUUCAGAACCCUUGUGUGGACAUUCAUUAACAGCGAUGCUGACCUUUCCAAAGACUUUCUAAGAGGAACACAAGACUUCUCAGAUGAUUCUUUUGUCCGUUCAGUGGACUUCUCACAACACAAGGAAGCUGAGGUCCAGGUGAACAGCUUCAUUCAGAAAACAUCAGACAGCAAGGUUAAGAACCUGUUUAAGGGUGUCACUUCGAAGACUAACCUGCUGUUUGCUAGUUCAGUGCAUUUCAAAGGUAACUGGAAAACUGUGUUCCAGCCUGAAGCAAGCACUGAGCAUGAGUUUUGGAUUGAUGAGAAAUCCAGUAUCAAAGUACCCUUUAUGAUGCAUACUGGUGACUAUUUGUACUUCAAUGAUGCUGGCAGGAAGUGCUCCAUAGUCAAACUUGGCCUUAGUAAGAGGACCUAUAUGCUGCUAGUGCUGCCUCAUGAAGGAGCGAGCCUACAGGACUUUGAGAAGCAACAUUUAACACAAGUCAUUUCAACAUGGCAUAAACAUCUAAAAGAGAAAUAUCUGGAACUAUCUUUGCCAAAAUUUUCGCUGACUGCAGUGACAGACCUGAGAUCAGUGCUAUCUGAAAUGGCAGUGGAGAAAUACCUUAUGGGCUCUGAUGCCAACUUCAAGAGACUCAGCAACAAGGAGAACUUCACUGUUGAUAAGGUAUUCAACAAGGUUGUGCUUGAGAUGACAGAGGGAGGAUCUGGGGUUCAGAACAGAACUCAGGAUGGAAGGGUUCCUCACAAAGUCACGGUCAACAGGCCAUUCUUCUUUGCAAUUGUGGAAGGAAACUCCAAUGCCAUUCUCAUGCUCGGAAAAAUCAUCAAUCCAUCAACCUAAAACACAUUGUUGAUUGUCUUAAAAUUAUAUAACACAAACAAUGUUUUAAUGCUCCCGUAUGAGUGUUAUAUUAAAAUUAUGGAUAGCAUCAAGUCACCUUUAAAUACAUGAGCGUUUUACCAAACAUUAUUACGUAAGUUUUUAGCAACCUGGCACUUAUAUCUACCAAAAAAGGAUUAACAAACUGUAUUUACUUCCAUGUUGGUUCUUCAUGAAAUUGCAGUGUUAAAUGUAAAUCAACUCAAUCACUGAAAAAACAGCAUCACCUUGAGUAAGAAAUUGCAUGUAUAAUAUGUGUAUGUGCAUAUGGGAUACUGAAAAUUCACCGCCAUUGGGCAGGUGACAUUAUAUAGUAGUAAUUUGUAUGAAUAUGGCACUCAUUUGUCUUGUAAUGUUUUAAUUGAUCAUGGUAUAAAUAAUGGAGGGGUUGUA
Molecule: messenger RNA, 1928 nt
Organism: Xyrauchen texanus (razorback sucker)
Lineage: Eukaryota; Metazoa; Chordata; Actinopteri; Cypriniformes; Catostomidae
Product: angiotensinogen-like
Exons: 5
Coding region: 120-1496 (458 amino acids)
Biological process (GO): regulation of systemic arterial blood pressure by renin-angiotensin
Molecular function (GO): serine-type endopeptidase inhibitor activity
Source: RefSeq, a predicted model, not a curated record